Messenger RNA from Monopterus albus (swamp eel), 2192 nucleotides. It is a transcript of the gene susd6, whose product is annotated as sushi domain containing 6. Lineage: Eukaryota; Metazoa; Chordata; Actinopteri; Synbranchiformes; Synbranchidae. The annotation marks the transcript as partial. The transcript is spliced from 5 exons. The record is from RefSeq and is a predicted model, not a curated record. Gene Ontology annotation, biological process: DNA damage response.
UUUUCGCCAGGUUCCCUGCUGUCUUAUGGCUGUGAGCCAGGCUACACUGCAGAUGGCCCCACCGCCAUCAUCUGUACCAGUUCUGGAGUCUGGUCCCAUCAGCCACCACGGUGCAUCAGAAGCACCGUGUGUUCACCCCCGACCGAACCAGAGAACGGGGGCUAUCGCUGCCACCCAUCUCCCUGCCACAGCCUCACCCAGAAGACCGUCAUUGAGUACUUCUGUGAUGAAGGCUACGCGCUGAAGGGAGACUACAAGUUCCUCACCUGCCAGAAUGGCGAGUGGGACGGCCCCAUGCAGAUUAGCUGCCGACUCACACAAGACAAGGAGCCAAGCUCUCCGCUGGGUAUUCCGGCUCUGUCUAUUGUGGCAUCCACAGCUAGCUCUGUGGCACUCAUCCUGCUUUUAGUAGUGCUCUUUGUUCUUGUGCAGCCAAAACUCAAAUCCUUCCAUCACAGCAGGAGGGAGCAAGGAGUCUCAGGCCAGGCUAGCUCCAUCAUGGUGGAGGGUGUCCAGGUGACACUUCCCUCCUAUGAAGAGGCCGUCUAUGGAAGCAGUGGGCCCUGCAGUGCUUCUGGUCCUCCUCCUUCUCCACCACCUCCUCCGGGUCCUCCAGAGUCUCGGGUCCCCAUCGUGCUCUCUGAGGAGCUUCCUCAAGGGGCCACGGGAGGCCAAGGCCCCAGCAGAACCCGUCACCACAGAGACUUAAACUUCUGUCUCCCAUCCACCUCGUCCUCCUCCUCAUCUUUCUCCUCUCACCGUCAUGCAGAGACGGUACUGGUUCAUCAGGCCCCUUCUUCAUCCUCCUCUUCUUCAUCAUCAUGGGUUAGAGAGCACCCUGGGGGUGCAUUCGCAGGCCCCCUACCUCUCCGCAGAGACUCUGAGAGCAGUGACCAGCACAGUCUGCUUUCUGUUACCUCUGCGGAUGAGUUUUCCGAUGAUAUUCCCCUUUUGAAGGAAGCAUGAAGCCUACCAGCCUGCUAUCGGCAUCAGCAGCAGAGCCCUUCUUCCCCUAUCUCUCACUGCUGACCAAGACUGACUGUGGCUGACAACCUAUUUUCCCCGACUCCCCUCAGCAGCCAGCAGAGAAGGACCUGAAAUAUGCCCGUUCCCCAUUGCGACCUCUUCUGCUAUUGUUACCCACGCAGAGCAAAGCCAACAACCGAUACUCACUUCUUCAUAAGCAAUGAUGGAGCACCACUGGACCCAGCUGCUGGAUCAAGCUAAAGACAAGCCAGGCAAACAAAGUGGUGCCAGCUCAGCAUAAAUCCUGUAGAUCCUAUGUAUAUGAGUCAAACAUACAUACUGAAUCAAGGUUGUGUACUAUAGGCUAUAUAUUACCAUACGCUUGCCUAUUCCCAGGCGGAGCUCUCUGUGUUAACAUUGUUAACAGAGUCUUCAUCAGAGAAGACUCUAGCAAUCAAAACAUGUCAGGUUUGUUUGGGGUUACUACAGAGAAAAAAAAUAAAAGAACUUGUGAGGUUUGCUCCUGAUGCUGCAGUGCUCAGAAUCAGAAUCGUCUUCCCGCUGUACUUGAAAAGUUGUGAGUGAGGGCUGGAUUUUUGCGGCCCUCUUUGUGACUGCUGCAUGUUGUUUUUAGUUAUUGCUGUCAGAGCACGGUGGCCCACUCUGAAUGAAGCAUGAAGCCUCCACUGUCUCUCCCUCUCUCUCUCUAGCUGUCUGGAUAUCUGUGUAUCUGGUUGGUGUCUAGCAUAUGGAUUAGUGGGACUGAAAACCACUUCACUGGAGCUAAAAGCAGGGUGCAAAAUUUUACAAAGCACCAUAUCACAACUAUAAAAAGACCCGCUCCUUUCUUUUCUGUUGCUCGCAGCACCCAGUAUCUGGAAUCUGUUGCACGAGUGGGAUUGAUUGGUGAUUUGGUUCCAGGACUGUGCUACACAUGUAUAAGAAGUCGCAUUUUGUCUCAAAAGCCAAGGAGAGGGUUGUCUUUCAACAGAGUGUUUGGCCGCAUGACUAAAUUUUAAGGUUUUAUUUUUUUCCCCAUGCAGUUCAUUUUGUUUGGUUUAGUUUGACUUGUGUUUACAUUGAGUUGCUGAAAUCUGAGUUCAUGUGCAUGUCAACGAGCUGAAGAGGACAUGUCCACAUAUGGCAGGCAUUGAUGCAGACAUUUCCUGAUUUGCCUGUCUUCAGAUUAGAGGCUGGCUUUGCAUUGUCCCUGUCUUUCACCAUAG